GCUGCCGCACCGAGCCGCCCACCAUGCCCAAACCGUGUCAGUGCAUUCGAGAAGGCUGUUCGGAACUAUGCUGAGAAUCCAAGAGACAAUGUGGUCACUCCGACUAUCGGCACGACAUUUGACUCGGUUGGAGAGGCAUAUGACUUCUACCAUUUGUAUUCCUGGGAGAAAGGUUUUGGCAUUCGUUAUGGCAAGAGCCGGCUGAAUGUGGAGAGGACAAAGUGCAUGCAAGAAAUAGUUCGUGGUUGCUCGGGCAAAGCUGGUGUUGAGAAUACAAGAUCAUGUCGAUGCGAAUGCCGUGCUCUGAUAAGGCUGCUACCAGCAGAAGAUAAUGGUUGGUUUAUUGCAGAGCAUAGGGAUACUCACAACCACUCACUGUCGCCAAACUUUGGCGAGACACUCGAUUAGUUCACAAAGAGGUCUUUGCGUAGUCUUUGUGGCAAAAUUAACAGAGACCACGCAGAGGAUGAUGUGAAGAAGGCAAUGGAUGUGUUUGCCGAGAUUGGUGCUAAAGAUCCACAUUUUAUGUAUAGGGUGCAGGCUGAUAGCGAGGGGAGGAAUAAGAAUCUCAUGUGGGCUAGUGGGAACAGCAGGUGCAGUACUCUUUCUUCGGCGAUAAUCAUAACAUUUGACACUACUUACCGGACUAACCUGUAUGACAUGCCAUUUGGAUUGUUCGUGGGUGUAAAUAAUCACUUCCAAAGUGUGAUCAUGGCAGGGGUGCUUGUCCGUGAUGAGACGGAAAAUAGCUUUGUAUGGGUUUUUUCAGAGUUCCUUCGAAUGAUGGGUGGUUCGCCACCGGUCACCAUACUGAUAAGUAAAGUAGAAUUAUGUGAUGGGUACAUGUUCAGACAUGGCGCGUGUACUGGCUAAUCUGAUAUCAAUUUUUUGUUUUUAUGUUUUUACAGACCAGAACCGUGCAAUGGAGCUGGCAAUCAGGAAGGGUAUGCCGAAUACAACACACAGGUGGUGUAAAUGGCAUGUGUUGAAGAAAGCAAAAGAGUCCUUGGGGGCGCUGUAUACAAAGAAAAGCAAGUUCAGGUCUGAGUUCUACAAGGUCAUAAACCACAUGUUGACCGAAGAUGAAUUUGAGAAAGCUUGGGAGCUGUUGCUUGAUAAAUACUCCCUCCGUCCGAAAAUACUUGUCAUCAAAAUGGAUAAAAAGAGAUGAAUGUAGAAGUAAAAUACGUCUAGAUACAUCCCCUUUUAUCUAUUUUGAUGACAAGUAUUUUCGGACGGAGGGAGUACAAGUUAAGGGGUCAUGCAUAUAUGACACAGCUGUUCGAGAUUCAAAAGAAAUGGACGAAGCCUUACUAAGAGUUUUCUGUGCGGAGAUGACAAGCACACAACGGAGCGAGAGCGCAAACCAUAUGCUUAAAAAUUAUGUGCCCCCUGGGUGCCCAAUGCACAUGUUCGUUCAAAAAUAUAUGAGGCUUCAAUUUGACCGCGAAUCAGAUGAGAAUUACGGAGAAAAACGCACUCGCGUUGAAAAGCCACUGAUGAGGGCAAAUCUUGCGGUGGAGAGGCAUGCAAGCAAGAUAUAAUACCAGGGCAAUGUUCGAACAAUUUGGGCAUAUUUUGUAUGAGUGUGGGGCUUAUCAGGUAGAGGAGAUUGAGAAGCACAGGACAUACAUUGCGAUUCAUAGUGAAGCAGAAAAAAGAGAGAAGUGGUGCAGAGUAUCUUACAAAGUCACUAUGCUUGAUGGUGGCAACGAGUUUAAGUGCGAGUGUGGGCGGUUUGCACAUAUGGGCCUGCUUUGCAUUUAUGUUCUGAAGGUUCUGGAUUUCAUUCGAGCUAAGGAAAUACCAGCGAAGCAUAUUGUGAAGAGGUGGACAAGGGAUGCAAGAGAUGUUCUACCAGCUCACCUAGCUCAAUACCAAAAAGACAGCAUGCAAAACAAUCCCUUUUCGUACAGACACUUCACCAUGUACAUGCAUGCCAUGGAGCUAGUCAGGCUACGAGACACAAGUGUUGAGGCAUACAACCGUUUGAUGGACCUGUUCAAAUCCAAUUUGACAAUAAUGCUCCCUUUGGCAGAGAUUAGAGAUGGUCUAGGACUAGAGGAUAGGCUGGCAGAUAAGGGUGCAGUGGUUAAUGAGCGGAACCCUACUGCUAUAGUUGCAGAACAAAAUGAGAAUUUGGUUAGAGAUGUUGCAAAACUUGCAGAUAAUGAUUCUAUGUCAAGGACAAGCAACCAGUUGGAUGGUUUGAUGGCUCCAGCAAGAAGGAAAGAGAUGGGACGACCAACGACAAGCCGGGAGAAGGCUCCCUAUGAAGAAGGGCUGAGCAAGAGGACCAUGUUCUGUACGAUAUGUCGUAGACAAGGACACAAACAAACAACAUGCCCUGACCGUGGUGAUAUGUCGAAGCAGCCCAGGAAGCCUGCUAGGUGCAAGAACUGUGGUGUGGAAGGCCACCGGCAGAACAAUUGCAAGAAAGCAAUGGAACUAAGACUCGCUGGAGGGAUGUGAAAAAGGAUAAUGCAUGUCGGGACUUUUCUGUUAGGAUCUGAAUCUUAUUAUAUGUUUUUAGACGUUUUUUACAUUUCUUAGUGC
Messenger RNA from Triticum aestivum (bread wheat), 2556 nucleotides. RefSeq lists its product as uncharacterized. NCBI's taxonomy places the organism in Eukaryota, Viridiplantae, Streptophyta, Magnoliopsida, Poales, Poaceae. The coding region runs from base 1528 to 2472 and encodes 314 amino acids. Gene Ontology annotation, molecular function: zinc ion binding; nucleic acid binding. The record is from RefSeq and is a predicted model, not a curated record. The transcript is spliced from 4 exons.